Molecule: messenger RNA, 2771 nt
Organism: Dermacentor andersoni
Lineage: Eukaryota; Metazoa; Arthropoda; Arachnida; Ixodida; Ixodidae
Gene: dnk
Product: deoxynucleoside kinase
Biological process (GO): nucleobase-containing compound metabolic process
Cellular component (GO): cytoplasm; mitochondrion
Molecular function (GO): ATP binding; deoxynucleoside kinase activity
Source: RefSeq, a predicted model, not a curated record
CUCUUAUCGUGCAAACUUGUGUAACCUAGCAACGAUGAAGCAGGAAAUCUCACUUUUUUCCCCCGUAUGAUGUGCAGCUCCGCAUCAGCACUAUGCGGAGCGGUUGUGCGGUAGGCAAUACAGCGCGCUUCUGCGUGCAGCGAACCACACUCGGCGAAAGGAGAACAUCUUUUUUUUUUCUAUGAUCUCUCGACAUUAAUCUCAUCCGUGUGGCAGCGCAGUUUUUUCUUGAAAUAAAUGAAGAACGUUGUGUAAAAACACACAGGUAAUUACUAUAGCGCUAGUUUAGCAAAAUUAGGACACCCGGUGGUCUCAGUACUAUCCGACUGGUGGCAGUGGUAUGGUGUACUGUGGUGCAGCCGACAUCGGCGGUUGCGACCCGCGCGUUUGAAACGCGUGGUUAAUGUGUAGCUGUGUGAGAUGUGUGUUGCUGGAAAUAUAAUCGUGACGGGGUGCGACGACCUAUUCAGCGUGUGCAGGAAAGCAGUCGUGGUAACGAUGUAUGUUGUGGGUGACGCUUCACUCCUUAAGGCUGCAGGGAAAGGCCAUACAGUGAAAGUGGCAGUGGAAGGCAACAUUGGUUCUGGCAAGACAACUUUCCUUGAAGGUUGCCAACAGUUUGUUGACACAACGGUACUGAUUGAACCAGUGACCAUAUGGAGAGAUUUACAAGGACAAAAUCUGCUGGAGCUGAUGUACAAGGAGCCGAAGCGAUGGAGCCUUGCAUUCCAGACCUAUGUUCAGCUGACAAUGAUGCAGUUGCACUUGGCACCUGUGCAGACUCCAGUAAAACUUAUGGAGCGGUCAUUGCACAGUGCACGUUAUGUCUUUAUCGAGAACUUGUACCGCAGUGGCCACAUGACAUCUCUGGAGUUGAGCAUCCUGGACCAGUGGUUCGGCUGGAUCAAUGAAAAUGUUGCUGUUGGAUUGGAUAUGAUAAUCUACUUGAGAACAAGGCCAGAAGUUGCAAUGGCCAGGAUCCAGAAACGAAAACGCCCUGAGGAGGACCAACUUCCUUUUGAUUGGCUUUGUCAAGUUCAUAACCUUCAUGAAGAUUGGCUACUUGGUCGCUCAAAGUUUCCACUUCCACCUAAGGUCUUGGUGAUAGACGCUAACCAGGACUCCAUUGACAUCCAGCAAGAGUUUGCACAGAACUUGCCCGACAUUCUGGGCCAGCGCCACUUAUGUCAUGCCCCGUCAACUCAACACCCUGUGUGACGUACCGCAUUCAUUGAUUUCAGGGGCCCUAUAAUGCAAAACUAGUCCAAUCUGUUUUUAUUCCCAAUCUGCCAUUAGCCCUCCCUGAUAGGUCAGAAUUGUUCGGGUCGAGCCCAUAUGGGUGGGUAUCACGCCUAUAUGGGCAGAGCCCGAGCCAUUUUGACCUAUUAUGGAGGGCUAAAGGCAAAUUUGAAAUAAAAAUAGAUUGUAAUAGUUUUAUGUUAUACUGACCCAGGUUAGCCAAGUUACCCAGGCAGGUUUAGUCUGGCAUCUGCUGUUAUGUUGCAUUUUGUGCUGUGUGUUUGUUUGUUAGGAUGAUCAAGGUGGGCAAAUGCAUGUCAAAAUUAUGUUGUAGAUAGAACACAACAAAGUUUAAUUUGGUAGCCAGCAUAUGAUGGCUUGUGUUACCAACUUAAUUCUGCAAGCAGCAGUGUACUUCCCCCAUUCCUACUUUGUGGUAUGUUGCUGUAUACUGUGACAGGAGAGCAUAACAAUACAUGGUCCAUUAGUUUUCUGCUCAUCAUUAAUUUGGAAGUAUUUCUUGCAGCACUAUUUAAAAUUGUGCUGUAAAACAGUGUUUCAUGCCACAUAAAUAUCAUCACAGAGCAGGGGCUUUGUACUGAAUUAUGACUCACUGCAUACUAUGACAUCUGAGCCUUGUGCCUCACUGCACAAGGCUCAGAUGUCAUGCCACCGUGUUACUGUGUUGUGUUACUGGGUUCAGUCUAGUGUAACUUGUGUAAGUAUAUACCUAUUCCCUCUCCAUUCAGCAUUCUUAGCAUCAAAGGAGGAAAAAAAAAAAUGUUCUCAUAAUAUGUAUAAGCAGACUUGCCUGAAGUCGACCUCUCCUUCUUCACACCAUGGAUUUUGAUAAGGGGAAGUGGCUUAUACUUAUUUUAGUGUAAUACAGUACCAGCACCUAAUCCUUAUAGAGUUGCUUUUAGAUAAUUUGAUUUGAAAUUCUGACUGCAGGUGCAAUUUCUUUUGGCAGUAUAUGUACACACAAAGCUAAUCUUUUAUGCCUUGUUCUGCAAUCAUUCACUACCUAGUCUAAAUUCACUAAGGUAAUGCUUUGUGCUUUAUUCCAUGGCUAUUAAAUGCCACUAUUUCUUAGUACAAGGUUUGCUGUUGUUGAUGCAUCACCUAACUUGUGCAUCUAGGUAAGGCAAGAACAUUUAGAGCGGAAAGUGAGUCAGAUGUGUUGGUACUGCAAGUUUUGUUUAGUGUAUAUAUAGUGUAUCGUUAUACCUGCAUUAACUGAAAGGCUGGAACGCUUUGAAUGGUCCUGUGUGAGAUUAUAGCAUAAUGUUUUCCUUAGAUACGCUCCUGCAGUGUAUAUAGUUCAGCUAUGUUGUAGAAGAAUUUGGGAGUUGUUUAUGGCGCUAUACAGAAAAAAUGUCAAAACAGCAACUAAUGUGAACCAUUAAUCAAAUUCAAAGUUGUAUGUGUGUACUAGAAUGACAGCUAUAUUGGUUGCAAUUACACUUGCUUUCAAAAAUGUGCUGCCUUCAUUGUGGCUGACAUUAAAGGAGGUGUUAACAUCCUUUACAAAA